UCCUCAAUUCUUCAAUUAGGGUUCCACAAUCCAAUGACCACCACUCAAUUACUCCCAAAAUCAAUACCUACAAGAUCUAAUCAAAUCAUCAAGCGUUUCAACAACCUCGAAGAUGCAGUCUACCUCUUCAACCGAAUGAUCCGUAAGAAACCUCUUCCAUUACUCCUCAAUUUCAACAAUCUCUUAACCGAAAUCGUUAAAAUGAAACGUUACACCACCGCAAUUUCACUAAUCAACAAACUAUUAUCAUCACAAAUCACCGUUGACGCUUGCAUGAUGAACAUUGCCAUUAAUUGUUACUCUCAUUUAGGUCAAAUAGAUCUAGGUUUUGCCGUGUACGGAUCCAUACUCAAAUUAGGUCAUAAACCGUUAACAUCCACUUACAAUACGUUGUUAAAAGGAUUAGUGUUGGAAGAUAGAGUUUUAGAGGCUGAAAUUCUGUUUAAGAAGUUGAUUAAGCGUAAGAUAUGCGAACCGAAUGAGGUUACGUAUGGUACGGUUAUGAAUGGAUUAUGUAAAGGCGGAAAUACGAAGAUGUCGGUUAGGUUAUUACGGUUUAUGGAGGAGAGAGGAUGUAAACCUAGUGAGCAAGUGUAUAGUAUGAUUAUAGAUAGUUUGUGUAAGGAUCGGAGAGUUGACGAUGCGUUAAAGCUAUUAACGGAAAUGGUGGAGAAACGAGUGUUGCCGAAUGUUGUUACGUAUAAUUCGUUGAUUGACGGUUUGUGUGGGUUAGGUAGAUGGGAUGAGGCUAAACAGAUGGUUUUGGAAAUGGAUAGGGGAAAGAUUAGUCCGGAUGCGCGUACGUUUAAUAUUAUUGUGGAUGCGUUUUGUAAAGAGGGGAUGGUGGAGGAUGCGAGAAGCGUGGUUAGUGUUAUGGUUGAACGAGGGGAGAAACCGGAUGUUGUGACGUAUAGCGCGUUGAUUGACGGGUAUUGUUUGCGCGGUCAGAUGAAGGAAGCCGUGAAAGUUUUUGAUGCUAUGGUUGAGGACAGAAUCGAGCCGAACAUUGUUACUUUUAACAGCUUGAUCAACGGGUAUUGUAAAAGAUCGAACGUAGACGAGGCGAUGAAAGUGUUUGCAGAGAUAACGCGUAGGAAGUUGGCCCCGACGGUGUCGACGUAUAGUAGUAUGUUGUAUGGUUUGUUUAAGGCUGGGAGAUCGAUAGAUGCGUUAAAACUUUUCGAACAUAUGCAGUCUGUAGGUGUGACUCCAAAUUUUAUUACGUAUUCUGUGUUAUUGGACGGGCUAUGCAAAAACCGUAGGGUCAACGAGGCGUUAUCGUUGUUUCGUAUAAUAAUAAACAACGGUAUACAUCCUAAUGUUGCGUUGUACACUGUUCUUAUCGACGGUUGCUGCAAAAACGGGAAGCUUGGUGUUGGUUUGGAUCUUUUUAGCGAACUUUGUUCGAGAGGUUUGCGGCCGAAUGUUGUAACGUACAAUGCAAUGAUUAAUGGGUUGUGUAAUCAGGGUUUGAUUGAGGAAGCGAAGGAGCUUGUUGUUAAAAUGGAGAAGAAUGGUGUUUUUCCGAAUGGUGUAACGUAUAACAUUGUUCUUCAAGGAGUUUUGAAGUUUAAGACGUUUGAAGACGUGUUAUUACAUCUGAAAGAAAUGGAUGCAAGGGGUUUUUCGGUUGAUGCGUCGUCUUUUUACUUGUUACUUCGUUCUAUCCCGGAAAAAGAACAAGAUUCUAACUUUACUAAUCUCAUGAUAAAACUUGUGCCGCAAGAUUUAUUGAAAUCGAAAUCCCAACCACUGAAAUAGGCACCUUCACUUUUGAAAAGGUAUAUAUUGUUCUUGUUAAUAACAUGGAGGAUUACCAGGAGCAGCGAGUAGCGAGAUAUUCGAUCGUACUGGCACGUGGUUUCUUGGAAAGUAAGGACCUUGAAGCUUGGUUAAAAAAAGUACAACGCGUUGCUCAAUGUACAGCCAAAUAAGUUUUAUUUACAACAAGAAGCUGCUUCUCUCUCAUCUGUUAUUACACAUCAACCUUUUUAUCAAGUAAGCCUUCCAAAAAUUCUUUACCCCUUUAGUUGUUUUAA
Helianthus annuus (common sunflower) is the source of this 2039-nucleotide messenger RNA. Its product is annotated as putative pentatricopeptide repeat-containing protein At1g12700, mitochondrial. The transcript has a single exon. Lineage: Eukaryota; Viridiplantae; Streptophyta; Magnoliopsida; Asterales; Asteraceae. The record is from RefSeq and is a predicted model, not a curated record. Bases 34 to 1761 code for a protein of 575 amino acids. Gene Ontology annotation, molecular function: protein binding.